Molecule: messenger RNA, 1978 nt
Organism: Gallus gallus (chicken)
Lineage: Eukaryota; Metazoa; Chordata; Aves; Galliformes; Phasianidae
Gene: C21orf58
Product: C21orf58 homolog
Exons: 10
Coding region: 849-1646 (265 amino acids)
Source: RefSeq, a predicted model, not a curated record
GGGAUUGACGGCGGUGAGCUGAGGUGCGUCCUCUGUUCCGACCAGUCCCCGCCUCAGCCCCUGCCAGCAUCCGCCCCACUUCAGCGGUCGCCAAUGAGAGGCGCCGCCUGCUGCGGCGCGCGGUCAGUUUGAAAGGGGAGGCCCCGCCACGGCAGGCGGGAACGGGUACUGUACCCGGGCCGAUGGAGACGGGGGCAGCCGUGCCCGGGAGAGCAGCUUGCCGCUCAGCGGCCGUGGUGCUGUGGGGAUGCGUGGGCCUUGCAUCCUGGCCGUGCUUCAGCGUGGCGCAGUGUCACAGGCAGCUUAGUUUUACAGCCCAUCUUUGUUGUGACAUCUGCCAGACUGGUGGCCUCUCCAUUUCUUCAGCUGACUGGACCAGAAGUAAAGGGCAACAUGAGAAAACACAUUCUUUAAACAACAUUUCCCACCCUAUCUCAGUUCAGAGGUAAUCUGUUGUAAAACACUGGGUUUUCCUUUCUAAGAAGCCUGGAAAUUAAAAUGUGUGUGGAAAGAAAUGCAAACGUUGGCAUUCUCAGAAUCAAAGAAUGCUCUGGGUCAAAAAGAGUCUUACGGACAGCCUAGUCCCAACCUUCUGCUAUGACUGGUUGUCUCCAUCAUCCUUCAUCUUGUUUAUAACCUUCCCUCAAGUACUGGAAGGCCUCGAUGAGGUCUCCCCAGGACCUUCUUCAGGCUGAACAAACCCUGCUCCCUCAACCUUUCUUCAUAGGAGAGGUGCUCCGGCCCUCUCGUAAUCUUUGUGGCCCUCCCCUGGACCCACUCUAACAGCUCUGCAUCCUUCUCAUGCUGGGGUCCCAAGCCUGGAUGCAGUACUGCAGAAGAGUACUACAAUGACAGAUCCUUCAAUGGUGGAUCAUGUGGCCCAGCUAAAAUUCAAACUCCUAGAAAAGAGACUAGAAAAUGAACAGAAGAACAUAGAGAAGAUAGAAUCGCCUCUCCCUACAGCAAGCAACAGACAUGAGGAUAUGCUUCAAAGUGCCUUGAAGCGGAGGAAAAAUCUCUUACAGGAACUUAGGGAGCAGCACCUUCUGGAGGAGCUGUCACAGCCUUCUGUACCAGCUAGGAGACACUAUACAAACUACAGUGCUGGUUGCCCACACAUCUGCCAGAUACCUUUUCCAGCACCUCAAGCUGAAACACCAAGGAUUAUCCAACAGGCGAUGCCUCCUCAGCCUGCCACUAUCAUCCAGCAGCUCCCACAGCCUCCCCCACUGAUUGCACAGAUCCCCCCUGCCCAGCCUUUUGCUCAUCCUCGCUCUGGAAGCAUUAAAGAAGAUAUGGUGGAGAUGAUGCUGAUGCAGAAUGCACAGAUGCAUCAAAUCAUCAUGCAGAACAUGAUGCUGAAGUCUCUCCCCCCAACGGCGUUUGCACAGCCUGCCAGACCCAGUUAUCCCCUGCUUCAGCACACACAGCAGGACCUGCAGAUCUCUGCUCCUGUGGCUGUGAAAGCAGAUCGUCCCUGGCUGUCUACAGUGCAUCACCACCACCACUACUCUCCCCCAAGGCUGCCCCUCCAUGCCAUGCCUGCUGGGUUCCUGAUGCCAGGUGAGGGACCGCCACCUGCAUCCUCAGCCCAAGGUUGGACCAGCAGCAUGCCCCCAGCUAUGCAGAUGUGGCCCAUGUACUGACAGCAUAAGUUCCUCUGAAGGUGGACAAUUGCAUCGCUGAGUUCAACCUAUAUUUGAGCUGUUCCUAAGUAAUCUAACUGACGGUCUGUGCAUCUGCAAAUUAUCUGUACAACAAAUGAGCACAGAAAGACUGGAGAUCCACAGAACAAAUCUACCACAUGCCUGUAGUCUGCUCACCCCUUUCUGCCAGUGCAAUUGUUUCUUCUCAUCUUCCAAACCCAGAGCAACAGCAGCACCACUCUUUUGCCCUCUUUCCAAAGAACCAAGACAUCUUGUCCCAAAGAGCCUCACAGUGGCCCUGGGGCAUGAAAUAAACAUAACACUAGUAUUGU